AAAUAAGCUGUGACCCAUGAAUUAUGAGUGUUUUUGGUUUUUGUUUAAUAAAAUAUUGAAUUUGAAUACUUUUGUAAAUUUUUUUACAUGUUUUGUAUUUAAAACUAAAUUAUCAAUAUAAUUGCAUCAUUCGUUCGUUAAGUCAGAGCAAAAAAUAUUAAUUUCAUAACAGUAUUAUCAAUAUUGUUGCUUACACGAAAUAAGCUGUGAGCCACUGUAAGUGUUGUUUCGAAUUCAUCUGUUAUCAAUCACAACUUUAUUACAGGUGUAGUGAAUAUAAAAUAUACAAAUAAAAAAAUAAAAUGUACAAAAUAUUUCAGAUUUUCAAAAUGGUGCCUUCAAAAUUAAAAAGUAGGGUCUGGAGCUUCUUUAUAAGAAAUUCAGAUGCUUCCGCCACAUGCAAAAUCUGCAGCAAGAAAUUAAAAACAUCAGGUAACACGUCGAAUCUUCGCUGUCACGUUGAGAAUGUACAUAAAAAGGUAUUACUCGAUCAAGUUGAUGAUGCAGAAUGCUCCUCCAAAACUACGCCGCACUCGGAAUCAAAACAGCGAAAAAUUUCUGAUAUAAUGAACAUAACACCAACCGCUGGGACGACAGCGUCAAGUGAGUUAUCCGAUAAUAGUAGUAAGAAGACUGCAUGUAUUGAAUCGUCUCCUAGUACAUGUACUCCGUCAGUACUGCAAAAUAAAUCGGAUCAGUUGCCGGCGCUGAUCCAACCUAAUGUGAAAGACUUUUUUGAGCAGGUCAAAAGUAUUUCUUACCAAGAUGGGUCUAAAUCAAAGAAAAUUACUGAAGCAAUUGUGAAAUAUAUUAUAAUGGACAACAAGCCAUUUUGCACUGUAGAAGGAAAAGGUUUUCUGCAGAUGAUGAAAGAACUGGUUCCGUUUUUUAAAGUUCCAAGUAGAGAAACAAUAAAAUUACGAGUGGAUGAAAAAUAUGAAGCGCUGUCUUCAAUUUUCAAAGAGCAUAUUCGAAAGUGCGACAGCUAUUGCCUAACGUAUGACAUAUGGACGGAGACAAUGAAAAAUCAGUCGUUCCUUGGGGUAACAAUUCAUUUUUUGGACAAUUUACGUUUGUUGAGUGGGACGUUAGGAGUAAUCGAACUGCACGAAAGUCAUACAGCAGCUUAUAUAGAAGAAACUAUGCGUAAACUUUUCAACGAGUGGAACGUUUCCAUAAAUAAAGUUUCUGCUUGUGUAACUGAUAAUGAUUCAACCAUGAUGAAAUUAAAUAGAAGCUUGUUUGGCGAAAAAAAAAUAAUACCGUGCUUCGCACACACGCUUAAUUUGGUUGUAACGCAAUCAAUAGAUAAGUCCACGGAAGUAUCAGCUUUGAUAACUAAGGUGCGCGACAUUGUUAAGUUUAUUAAAAGAAGUGUUAAUGCCAGUGAUCAAUUGCGGCAGAAACAAAUAGACACCGGGGCUUCUACAAGUAAUACCAAGAAAAUGAUUCUUGACGUAAGAACGCGAUGGAAUUCAUGUUUUUAUAUGUUAGAGAGAUUUGUCCAGUUAGCCCCUAUUUUAAGUGAAGUACUGCUCACUCGCCUAGAAGCACCCUCUAUGGUUAAUGCCCCCGAGCUGAACAAAAUUAAGGAGCUGAUUGUAAUAAUUCAAUGUUUGAAAUUCAGUGUUUUGAAAUUGUGACCAGGGAGAUUUCGGCUGAUACCUACGUUAACAUUAGCAAGGUUAUACCUUUAGUAAGCUGUUUAACUGAAGCUCUGACAAAAAUUUCAGCUCAAGAUGCUAUUGUAGGGGAGCUAAAAAGUGAACUGCAAAAGAACAUGAAAAAGAGAUUUGACAAACUUGAAUUUAAUUCAGUUCUGGCGUUGGCUACUGCAUUGGAUCCGAGAUUCAAAUUACUGCAUUUUAAAGAUGCACUGGCUAAAAAAAAACAGUUUUGUAGUUAAAUAGUUUCAUAAAGGAUGCAAAUAAUAGCGUUAGUACGUCGGAAUCUUCGGAUGAGUUUGCAACAGAAAACCCGUUUGAUAUUUGGAGCCAUCAUAAACAGUUGGCCCACCAAAAUAUGAAAUGUAAGUUUUCCAAUUCAUCUGCUAUUACAACAACGGAAGUUGAAGUGCAAAUGUAUCUUGGAUCGGCUGUUGCUUCUAUCAAUCAGAAUCCAACAGAAAUGUGGGAUGAUAUGAAAAAUGUAUUCCCGGAAUUGUAUAAACAAGCUUCCAAAUAUUUAUCUAUUGUGGCCACUUCAGUACCUAGUGAACGACUGUUUUCUAAAUCUGGAGCAACGAUCACAGAGCAAAGAAAUCGCUUGACAGGAAAAAGACUUUCCAAAUUGUUAUUUUUAAAUUCUGUUUUAAAUAAAUAAUUUGUUGUUUGUUAAAAAACUAUUUAUAUAUUUUAUUUAUUGAGAAAAGGUUUUAAUAGGUAGCUCAAAUAUAUAUCAACUAAAGGCGUACUACUGUAUUUCACUUAUUUAUGGUUCUGAAAUUAGCCUUUUAUGCUCACUUAUAAAAUACGUUAAAAAAGUUCAAAAAUAAAUCGAUGUUUCGAUGUAUCGAUGUUUUAAUGGCCGCUGUUUUUGAUUUCGAUGGGUUUUGGAGAAACAUCGAUACAUCGAACCAUCGAUGUUUAAUUUCCCGAUGUUUAAAUCCCUAGACGUAAGUCGGUUUAUUCUUCGUUUCUUCGGAGGGAACAGAACCUGUUAAAAUCCAGUAGAACACUGUACGUUGGGCAAGGAACCGAAGAUCUUUGAUUUUACCCCGUUUAGUAUAAUUUUCGGAUAGAUAUCCCCUCCGAUCAACAAGUCAAUCUUUUGACUCGUAUGAAAAUUAUAAUCCGUUGUUGAUUGAUCUGGAUGUAAGCAGUCCAGUCAGUUGUGGUAGUACCAACGCUUCCGCUUUUAGUUUUAAACCUUUGUUACGGGGCGAGCCAAUGGUGAUUGAGCUUACUGUUUGAACUCGUCCCGACACGGUAUUUUUCAAUCCCGAAACUCGUGCGCUGACCUUCCUGCUUGUCAGAUUUAAUCUGUUGGUAAUGAAGGUUCUUUCAGAUCCCUAAUCGAUCAGGGCUCUGACAGUGAAGGUGUUCUCGUUGUGACAUAUAGUCACCAUAGCUGUACCUAAGAGCAUGCUUCGACUGGUAGGCACAUUUGAUACAUUGGCCUUAAUGGAGGCCACAUGAGAUUUAGUGGAAAUCUCAGUAGGGUAUGUGCUGGCGGGUGACUGAGCAAUUUCUUCACUCUAAUCCCGGUGAAUCAUAGAGUGAUGUCUCUGUUUGCAUUUAAUACAAUUGAACAUAAUUUUACAAUCUUCAUGUGUAACCGAUAUCAGUUUAGGCAGACGUGAUGUUUUCUGACCGCAUUUAACCUUGCGUUAGGCUGCAUCUCUAUAAAUCUUUGAUAAGUUUUUAAAACGUGCGAUUGAGAUGAGCAAAGUUUACAUUUAAGAUUGUUUGUCUUGACGGGAUGGGAAUUUAUGGGUUUGGACCCCGUCCUUGAUUGCAAGGUUGGUGUCCGACCUUCACCAUCAGCCUUCUUAAUCUUGGGUUGAGUACUCGCCUCGCCUUUGAAGUUUGAUACUCUCUCUAGCGUUUUAACUCGUUUGGUUAGAAAUUUGUCUAACUCAACCCAUUUUGGGAUCUCCGAAUCCGAUUGUUCCCAAAGCGACAGUGUAUAGUCAGGCAAUCGGAUAGAACACAAAUACGUAAAUAAGGCAUCCCAGCUACCUAUAUUGAUGCCAUGUAUUUGUAAAGCUGAAAGCUAUUUAUCUCCCGCUACAAAUUUCUGAGGUCAACCUCAGAUUCAGUUGAAAUAUGCGGAAGCUUGAAUAAUAAAUUUAAUUGCGUAUUGACAAGAAUAUCUACACAACAAAUUAUUCGAAGCCAAUGCGAAUCCAUCAUUCGUCAGAGGCGCUUUCGAAACGAUAGCUUUCGCCUCACAUCGGGUUUUUUGAUUAAGGUGGAAUAACUUUUCGACUGGGGAUAACCUCGAGUUGUUCCCAUAAAUCGCGGCAAAUAGAACCCUUAAUGAGAGCCAUUGCAAUACAUCGCCAUGAAAUAUUUCUGUAUCACAUGGCGGUAAGUUGAGGGAAUAUCUCACGGGUUCUGCCGUUUGUUGCAACCGUUCAGGUUGAAUUAUUGUAGAAUUUGAACUUGGGCUUUGGUUGAACCCCGUGAGGUUGUGCAUGUGUUCGCCCAUCAAGGCCGCACAACACAUAUGCGUGGUAACUGUUGGUAUAUUUAAGUUUUAUGUCCUCAACUGUUUUUGUAUCGGAAGCACCCACCUUUGGCAAACACAACUUGUAUUCCGACUUUACCUCUGCCCACAGAGAUUUCAGUUCGGCUUGUUGUACUUCAAGAGAGUAGGCACUUUGGUUGUUUGCAGUUGGAGCAAAAGACUCCUCAAACUCCAGUAUAGCGUCGGCAGCUAUCAUAAAGGCCUUGAUGGAUUCCAUUGUAUCAGACAAUUUAACCGAAACUGCAGAUAUGUUGCGCAAAAUCGUUUCUAAAAAUUUGAUUUAAAUUUGAAAAAAAAAAUUGCAAAUAUGUUGCAAUAAGUUUAAAAGUUACAGUACCAAUCACGGAAAACUGCAAACUGAAUUAACGCGUUGUUUAGUUGUGAAGCGUACAAAUCUUUCGUAAUAAAAAAAUAAUAAAUUCAAUAAAAAAAAAAAUAUUUUUUUUUAUAUAUGUACUAGCUGACCCGGCGAACUUCGCCCCGCCCAAUUUUUAUUUGAAAUAGUUAAAACGCUUUUUGAACUCUGUUCAAGGCCAUUUAUUUGUAUGGAAUAUUUCAUUUCCAUUUCAGGGAAUAACGUCUCUGAUCAAUUUAAAUAUUUUUGGCGAAGUUCGUUCUUUGUUUUGUUGUGUAUCGUGUACACAAAUAAAGAAGAUGGCUCUCCAACACGCUAACAUGACACAUACAUACCUAUGUAUGUACAUAUAUAACUGUAAAAUUUUGAAUUUAAACGAUAAAUCGGUUUGAAUCAUUCGAAUUCUCAGAAUGAAAAUUUCCUCACUUUUAGAUUUGCCGUGUUGUAGUAAACUAUUCACUACAGUGAAAUUAUUAUUUACGAAUAAAGACGGAAACCUUAGUAUAUAUCUGGUAUAAAAAUCCACGGGAUUGAGAUUCGAACUUGAGGUCAAAAUUUUUAAAAUUAUUGAUGAAAAUUUUCGUAGAGUUGAUAAUAAGCACAAAUUUUCAUAAAAUAGUUCAUUUUUGAUUUUAUAUUCAAGUUUUUAACAAAUAAGUUAAUUACAAAAUUGUUAGUUGAUAACAUGUAACAUUUAAUUUGGGAGGCUUAAGCAAUGCUUAAAUAACAGCUGAAUUUUGUUUUGAAUUUGCUUUGAAUUUUCAGCGACAUCUUUCGUAGCGCUGGUCCUGAAAGACAGUUUAAAAGAUAAUUAAAUUUGUCCACUUUUGGCAUUGUUGGAUCAUCAUGCACCAUGUUGCAAAAGGUGCGGAAAAAACGCUUGUACUCCGCAUACUUUCCACUAAAUUUUGGUAAUUUAAGUGAAGGCAAUCGAUUAUGGUAACUAGUAUUUCCAAACGCUGUUGCGUUGAAAAUGCUAGUGUUUAACUCAGAAACGCGGUUUCUGGGGUUAAUUAACGAAAGUAUUUUAGAUUUUAUAGCGAUAUAUGUUUCUUCAAUUCCUGCUCUUGAUUUGUCUAAUGGAGCGAGAAUUUCAAUAUUGCUCUGAACGUCGCAAAUCUGUUGGAAAUAGGAUUCGACAAUCUGUAGUCGGCAUUCGAUUGCUUUCGUUCGUUGCUUCAAACUAUGUAGGUUACGAAGAAUUGUUGAACGUGUUUUAAUUAGGGAGGAUAAAGGCGUUUGCUCUUCCUCAGCCGUGUUAAGUACAUUACUUUCAUUAUUAUUAGGCAUUUUGAGGCGCAAAAAUAUAAAAUACGAAUACCUGAGUAA
Molecule: messenger RNA, 5875 nt
Organism: Zeugodacus cucurbitae (melon fly)
Lineage: Eukaryota; Metazoa; Arthropoda; Insecta; Diptera; Tephritidae
Product: zinc finger BED domain-containing protein 4-like
Exons: 1
Coding region: 303-1643 (446 amino acids)
Molecular function (GO): DNA binding
Source: RefSeq, a predicted model, not a curated record